This is a messenger RNA of Coregonus sp. 'balchen', 1451 nucleotides long. The record is from the annotation of a GenBank genome assembly. Lineage: Eukaryota; Metazoa; Chordata; Actinopteri; Salmoniformes; Salmonidae.
AUGAUAGAAGGCUACUAUAUUCUACAGCAAGAUAUUUUUUCUCCACAGGUGAUAAACAUGGAGGUGAUGAAUGAGACAUGCACAGAUGCAUAUGAUUAUUAUGACAACCCAGAAGACUGCACUAAAGAUUAUCCAGAUGAUAACGAAUAUAUCUGUAACCUGAAUCCCAACCGUGAUAUGGAGAUAGUCAUACAGACCUUCGUCCAUUCCAUCAUCUGUGCAUUCGGUCUCUGCGGCAAUGCAUUGGUGAUAGUCACAUAUGCCUUCUACAAGAAAGCCAAGACCAUGACGGACGUGUACCUUCUGAACGUGGCGGUGGCAGACCUGCUGUUCAUCGUGGCCCUGCCUCUCAUCAUUUACAAUGAGCAGCAUUACUGGAGCAUGGGCUCAGUGGCCUGCAAGGUACGAAGUUUUCACAGUUCCUAAUGAAGUUCCCAAUACAGGUUCUAAAGUUCAAAAGUUGGUCAUGUUACUGUGAAGUGAAAGUCACAUUUCCACAUUGCAUGGACAAUGUUUUUCUUCUUUUUAUUUUAAUUUCUAAGGUUUUGCGAGGAGCCUACAGCAUCAACCUGUACAGUGGCAUGCUCCUGCUGGCCUGCAUCAGUGGAGACCGCUACAUCUCCAUCGUCCAGGCCAGGCGCUACUUUGGCCUCCACUCCCGGACCCUGAUCUACAGCCGCCUAAUCUGCACAGCCAUCUGGGCUCUGGCCGUAGCCCUGUCCGUCCCCACAGUCAUCUACAACGAGCGGGUUGAGGAGACCAUCUGGCCGGAAGAGACUAUAACCGUGUGCCAGGCGCAGUUUGAAAGUAACAGGACUGCCCGGUUGAUUAAGGUGCUGGUGCCUAGCCUGCAGGUGGCCAUGGGGUUCUUCCUGCCCCUCCUGGUCAUGGUCCUCUGCUAUGCCAGCAUCGUCUGGACCCUACUGAGGGCCCAAAGCACCCAGAGACAGAAGGUUCAGUCAUAGUUCCAGUCAUAGAAUUAGAAUGUUUAAUUCUAAGAAUAUAUUUGUGUCCAAGUUAAUGUUUCUUAUAGGGCCAAUUAAGUUGAUCUCAUCUUAUCUUCUCUUCAGGCGGUGCGUGUGGUCCUAGCCGUGGUGGUGGUCUUCAUCGUGUGCCACCUGCCCUACAACGUGGCACUGCUCUAUCAUACGGUGGCGCUGUUCCAGCAAAGGGAGUGUGAGGUAGAGAAGGUCAUCCUCACCACCCUCACCAUCACCAGGAGCCUGGCCUACCUCCACUGCUGCCUCAACCCCAUCCUGUACGCCUUCAUCGGGGUCAAGUUCAGGAGCCACUUCAGGAAGAUCCUGGAGGACCUGUGGUGCCUGGGCAGGAAGUACAUCUACCCCUCUAGACGCUCCUCACGCAUGACCUCUAACCUCUAUAUCCCAGCACACAAGUCCACCAACGGAUCCAACAAAUCCAACGAGAAUGGCUCGUCGUUUACCAUGUGA